GCACAGCAGCUGGCAUCAUCAUCAUCAUCAUUACCAUCCUAACCUGUUCUGGAACAUUCGCGGCCGGACAGUGUACCUGGACAAGGUCACCGGUGGCCUCUGUAUCCAGCCUGCAAGGUGGUCCAGGCCGAUUUUCUGGGACCAUUUCCUCGACGCACUCAACAAACCCGGCGCGAUCUGACCGGCUUAAAAGUGGGAAUUGUGCCAAACUGGGAUAUGUAAUGUCAGAUGAGCUGCAGGCGGCGCCUAUUUGCCUGGUGAUAGGAUGAAGACGCCUGAUGGAUUAUUUUUAUAGGGAUUUUUUUGUUUCUUUGUUUAAAGUCCCUCAAGAAGACCUCUUUGGAGAACCUAUUCUGGGAAAGAUUCAGAUAUACUCUUCACCAACCAGAGAAACUUUUUCCCCUUCACUUGCUGUGCUCUUACCAACCAUACAUUAGCAUCACAACAUUCAACCAUUUCGAGUAUUGAGGGGGUUUUGGCGAGGAGCUGCGCGCUCUCGGCCGGUCGCAGCUUCAGCACCAGCAUCCCAUGCGCGUGCCCGCACCGGCAGAGCCUGCCCGGGAAGAAGAGGAGUUGGAGGAGUUAAAGUUUGCUCCGGGUGGGGAGGGGGGGGGGAAGAUGCGAUGAGAAGAGCACGCUGCGGAGACAUUCUACCGUCUAAUUAACAUUUCCAAUCCGGGGGAAAGGCGCACUAAAGUGAAGGAUGACUUGCAAAAUAUUGACUUUAUGCCUCUUGUGUUUGGCUGUGCGACACUGCUCGUCACAAGAAUGUGUUGAUCCGCUGGUGUCUGGUCUCUAUGCCUCUUCCUUCCUGGCCUCCUCCAGAUAUAACUUUCUCUACUCUGCCAAUUUUGCCAAAUUGUACGGCAGCAGCGGCUGGUCGCCCUCCCCCAGGGAUCGGCAGCCGUGGUUCCAGGUGGACCUGGGCAGGAAGUACCGCCUGAGGGCCAUCGCCACCCAGGGCACCUUCAACUCAUACGACUGGGUCACAAAGUACACCCUCCUAUACGGGGACAGGCCGGACUCAUGGACGCCAUAUAUCAUGAAAGGAGGAAAUUCGACUCUGCCUGGGAACUGGAAUUAUUAUCAGGUGAAGAGGAACGUCUUUCAUUACGCCUUUACCGCUAAACACAUUCGCCUGCUGCCUCUGGCGUGGAACACAGAGAACGGAGGGAAGAUUGGUGUGAGGUUGGAGCUCUUUGGAUGCCAUUAUGAUUCGUAUGUGCUGCAAUACAAUGGGGACGACUCGGUGGUCUAUAUGUACCCCGGGAAGAAGUCCCGCACGCUCAAUGACCACAUUGCCAUAAACUUCAAAACCCUGGAGCAGGAUGGUGUUCUGUUACACAGUGACGGAGUUCAGGGAGAUCGCUUCACCCUCGAGCUAAAGAGAGGUCGACUCUACCUUCACAUUAGCCUGGGAAGUAGCGUCAUACACAAAACAGACGGUCGAACUACUUUGGUAGCUGGCAGCCUUCUCGAUAACCUACACUGGCACUAUGUCACCAUCAAGCGCUCAGGCCGUCAGGUGAACUUGACCGUGGACAGCCAGACGGUGACGGCCAUAUGUAACGGACAGUUUACCCACCUGGAUCUGGACAAUAAGUUGUACGUCGGUGGUGUGAUCGAGCCAAAAAUGCCUCACCUCCCCACCACCCCGAAUUUCCGUGGCUGCCUUGAAAACGUCUUCAUCAAUGGCAUCAGCAUCAUCUAUAAGGCUAAGCGUGAAGAAGCGGACAUUGUCAUACCAAGAAAGAAGAAGAUGCACUUUGCCUGCCGGGAUAUUCUUCUCAAACCAAUGACCUUUGCCGGACCCAACAACUACCUGCAAGUGCCGGGCUACUUCAGAAGGCCUCGCAUGUUUGUAAAGUUCAAGUUCCGCUCAUGGGACUACACGGGGCUGCUCAUGUUCACACGCUUUGCCGACGACCUGGGCGCCUUGGAGCUAGGCCUGAGUGAGGGGCAGAUCAAUGUCACAAUUUUUCAGCCCGGCAAGAAGAAACUGCAGUUUGCCGCAGGUUACAGGCUUAAUGAUGGUUACUGGCAUUCAGUGGAUUUGGCAGCCAGAGAUAACCUCCUCACCCUCACAAUUGAUGAGGAGGAGGGUUCCCCGCUGAAGAUCACCAACCCCUUCACAAUUCGCACUGGGGACCGCUACUUUUUUGGAGGCUGUCCGAAAACCAACAACACCAUCAGGAAGUGUGAGACGAAGCUGAACCGCUUUCACGGUUGCAUGCAGCACAUUUUUAUAGACAAUGAACAGCUCGACAUCGACAUUAUCUUGCAGCGACAGUGGGGGCGCUAUGCUGAACUUUUGUUGGGAACAUGCGGCAUCACUGACAGAUGUUCUCCCAAUCCGUGCGAGCAUGAAGGCAGAUGCAUACAGUCGUGGGACGACUUCAUCUGUCUCUGUGAAAACACCGGUUAUAAAGGGGAGGUGUGUCACAUGUCUGUGUAUAAAGAGUCAUGUGAAGCCUACAGACUCAGUGGAAAGUACUGGUCUGGAAACUACACCAUUGAUCCUGAUCUGAGUGGACCCCUAAAGCCAUUCGAAGUAUACUGUAAAAUGAAGUCAUACAAAGCUUGGACUGUGAUCUUGCACGACCGCGUGGACGGUACCAAAGUAACAGGGAGUUCAAUUGACAAGCCGUACAUCGGCAACGUCAACUACUGGAACGCAUCUUGGGAUGAAGUCACCGCCCUGGCCAACACCUCCUUGUACUGUGAGCAGUGGGUCGACUACUCGUGCUACAAGUCCCGUUUCCUCAACACACCUGGUGGAAGACCUUUUGGUUACUGGAUUGGUCGCAAUAAUGAAAGCCACUAUUACUGGGGGGGAACGUUCAGAGAGGUCCAAAAGUGUGGCUGCGCUAUCAACCAGACUUGCGUUGACCCCAAGUAUCAAUGCAACUGUGAUGCUGACUACAGACAAUGGUACUCCGAUAAGGGUUACUUGGACUUUAGGGACCAUCUUCCUGUCAGGAGGGUGGUGGUUGGUGACACCAACAGGACUGGCUCAGAAGCACAGUUCACAGUAGGACCUCUCCGCUGCCAUGGCGAUAGAAACAUCUGGAACACUAUAUCCUUCACCAUACCUGCCAACAUAACCUUCCCCACCUUCAAGCCGGGCUCCAGCGCUGACAUCUCAUUCCACUUUAAAACAUAUAGAUACGACUCAGUCUUCUUGGAGAACUCCGACGACCACCUCAAAAACUUUAUCCGACUAGAGCUCAACACCACCCAUAAUCUUGUAUUCAUCUUUAUGGUGGGGGAUGGCAUCCAGAAUGUGACACUACGCUCCCCCGUGCCACUCAAUGAUAAUGAGUGGCACUUUGUCCAGGCUGAGAUUAAUGUGAAAUUGGCUCGGAUCAAGGUUGACUACCAGCCUUGGACUGUCAAACGUUUCCCCAGUCAGACUUUUGUCACAAUUAACUUUACCAAUCCUCUUGUUGUAGGUUCACGCAACCGCACCCAAAAACCCUUUUUGGGUUGUCUCCGAGGGUUGCGGCUGAAUGGUGUUCCUCUGGAUUUGGAAGGGAAAGUUGAUGAAGAAAAAGGCAUCAGGAGGAACUGUACCGGCCAGUGUCUCAAUGCUACCAUACCUUGCCGUAAUAGUGGCCAAUGUAUUGAGGGCUAUGCCUCCUACACUUGUGACUGCAACAACACUGCAUUUGAUGGGUUCUACUGCCAUAAAGACAUUGGUGCCUACUUUGAGCUUAGCUCCUGGCUAAAGUACAACGUGCGGAAGAAACCAAUAUCCGACGAAGCAGCUUGGGCCAACUGGAUUGACCCGCAUUAUGAUAAUUUCAGCCUGGGCUACAACGACACGGCGGACGACAUUGAGUUCAGCUUCAGCACCGUCUACACACCGGCCGUGCUGCUCUACAUCAGCUCCUUUGUCCACGACUACAUUGCCGUCGUACUCAAGACCGACGGCAGCGUGGAUCUAAGGUACAAACUAGGACUCAUCACCCACAAGUACGAGCUGACUCGUCGAAACCUGGCAGAUGGAUACCCACAUUACAUCAACAUUACUAGACACAACAGGACCAUCAAAACACAGGUGGAUUUUAUGGAGCCCAUUGUUGAAAAGAUAACUUUAGUGGAGGAUGCAAGAUUUGACUCUCCAAAGUCCAUGUUCUUAGGCAGAGUGAUGGAGGUCGGCGAUAUCGACUACGAAAUCCAGAGGCAUAAUGCUCCAGGCUUCAUUGGCUGCAUCUCCGGUGUGAGGUACAAUGUCUAUGCCCCUCUAAAGGCUCUUUUCCGGCCGAAUGAAACAGACCCUCCGGUGACGACGCAAGGUUACGUCUCGGAGUCCAACUGCGGCGCCUUCCCUCCUGUCCUAGGUUACGUCCCAUGGGAGGUGGAUCCCUGGUUUACCACCAUAGAUUAUAUAUACAUCCAUGACGACCUUGGGCUAUUCUGGAUAAUAGUCAUUAUCAUCCUGGCGUUGCUUCUUCUGCUGGCGGGCUUGUAUAGCAUUUACGUGUAUGCGUACCAGCAGAAGGGCACCUACCGCACAAACGAGCCCAAACACCUGGAGUCGCCCAGCAGCUCCCGGCCGCUCACUGAGACGCUGAGACGGGAAAAGAAGAUCCUGCCCGAAAUAGAUGAGGAGUUCAGGAGCGGCUAAGCUAAUAAACCGCACGGUGGGACCAAUGGGACAGUGACAUUGGGAAGGGCUUACGGGAAAUAAGUUACAUGACUUUGCAUUGAUUCUUUUGAUUAUAUUGGCAGUUCCUCUGAGGGAAUCACUUGUGGGUUUAGCUACCAUUACGGUCCAUCCAUGGGACAAAAGACUGGAGAAGUCAAAGGCAUCAACAUAACAACGCCAAUUAAUGCAUGCCAGCUAGGGCGCAUGGCUAUGAUUGGAGUGGUGGUCUGGGUCCUGGGGCUACAUCGUCACUUUCUCUAACCCCCCAAACUGAUAUAGUAAACUGGCUAGAGUUCAAGCAAUUCAUUUUGAAGUAUUGUCAUCCAAUCAAUCAUUUAUAUGUAUUGUUGUUGUUGGGAUUUUUUCAAAGGCCAUUUGCGGACCCCGCAUCCUAACAAGUCCUGGCCAUGAUAAAUUGAUUUAAGGUAGGAUGUUUUUGCAUUCUCAGUCUCUCACUGUUCAAUAUCUGUAUGGCUUGGGUAUUGUUUGGUUGCGCUGAGAGGUCUAUGACUGAAAUGGGUGUGGGAAUCAAUGGGUUGUCCUUGUUGUUUCCUGUCUUGGGAAUUGUCUCGGUUGCCCUGGUGAAAGACAAAUAUUGCCGAGGGGCCUGGGCUGACUGUGUGGUGGUCACUGGGGUGAUUAACUGGUUGAACCCAAACCUGACCUGACUUGAUCGUUGAAAUUUGUUUAGAAAAAAAAUGAUUUCCCUACUUAGCAGCAUACAGCAGUGUCACGACUGGUAUAGUUUUCUGACUAAACGGGCUGCGUAAUUUUUUUUUAACGGUAUGUAAAAUUACAUGAUUUGCACUGAUGGUGUGGUGGAACAUGCUGCUGCCUUUCAUGCAGACGGUACAGGUUCGAUUCCCAGCCAUUUCCCCAUACCCAGCCUGGGUCGGUCCAAAGAUGGCUAAAAAAAUGGGUGGGUGGCAUCAGGAAGGGCAUCCAGCGUAAACACUGGGCCAAACAAAUCAUGCGAGUGACUCGCUGUGGCGAGCUGAAAGUCACAACAAAAUCAUAAAAGUAAAUAAUUUGCAGUGGUUCUAAGUACUUGCUACUAGAAAACCUCAACAAUGGUUGUCGCUACUGUGUAGACAGGUGAACAGAGUUACUGUAUUUUGUUAACAGACCUACAAACUGAGAAAUUGACAAAAAACAAGCUAUACUGUAUAUAAAAAAAAUUGCUCAAGAAAAUAUUUAUUUUCUUUAUUUAAUCUUAAUUGAUCUGGGUAAGGCAGUUGAGAACAGUCUCAUCUGCAAUGCCGACUUGGCUGCAUUGACUUUUGUGAGUUCUUCGGAAUGGAGAAGUCAAGCCCCAGCAGGAAAAUGUGGCUAGAGUCCAAGCUGGUCUCAUACAGUACAUGAUCUGAUAUAUCAUAUCAUUUAAUAUACUGUGUAUAUACCAAAUGUGGUCAAUUGCACAGCCCGAUUAGCUACCAUGCAGGCCUCACGGGGAAAACGUACCAGAGUAAGGUAAACCCACAAGCAGUAACCUCUGAGGACAAAGCCAAACUACCACCAGAGUCACCUGGCUUAGGUUUUCCAAUUCUUUCAUCGCUUAUUUUCUUGUUAACAUUUAAAUUAGUUUUUUUUUUUUCCCAACCACAAUUGGGUGAGUUGCAAUGCCUGGUGCUGUACAAAGUUUGUAUUUUGUGAAUUUUAAGCCCCGCCACAUGCGAGUAUCACACUGACCAGGAGGGAAAAAUACUGAAGUGCCUCAUCUGAGCAAGUUUGGUUGCCCCCCACCCCCCACCCCCCCCUGCCCUCAUACCCAUCUCAAGUAACCACAAAAGCUUAAAUCAGAAGGCAUUUGGAUCCAAGAAAAAGGAAUUACACACAUUGUUUUCUGAGCCCAAUUGAGGCUGCCGAUAACCCACUGUAUGUGCCGCAUGAAACCUGCACCUUUAGCCGACAAUCUGAUGACAUCAUAACUCGCAAUGUGUCCAUGCAAACAAAAAAAAACAGUUCGUUUGUAGAAGUAAGCCAGCCUGAGUGACACACGUUGAGAAAGCAAGAGCAUUGCAAGAGGUGCAUAGGUUUGUAUGUAUUGUGUAUUCUACGCCUAAAAGCUACAGUAAAACAAUACAGUAACUAUACAGAAUGACAUCUACACGCAGUUCAGAAAGGCCAUAUUGUACAGUAUUAGUGGUAGAUUCCAGUACCGCUAAGGUAUCUCCCUGUUAUUUAGCGCGGGGCUUCAGAGGAUCAUGAUAAUGAUUGAUUCAGAGAUGUCCACCAUAGAAGUUGCAUCCGUCUUGCUUGUUACCUUUUGUCUUACCUCGAAGAAAAAAAAAAACAACGAUCGGGUGGAGACGCUUACAUAUAAACAUACACACACUCUAGGGUGCUUUCACAUGUACAGUUUGGUGUAAAAAUCACUUGACGUGUUUGGGAAAUUUGCCCAUUUUGUCCCGAGUGGGAUUUCUUUCCACAAUGGAAAGGCUCUGUACUUGAACUCAGUUAAUAAUAAUAAAUUAAAAAAAAAAAAAAAAAAAAACCACCCAUAGGCAUACAGCAUACUGACAAUCUAUCAGUUAAAAUUGGACAGCACCAGAUAGAAUCCAUCAAUCCUUUCGCCGUACCAUGUGAAAGCACCCUAAAUCACAAAGUACAUGUACAGAGGACCAUGAUGGUGUAAAAUGCUGAUCUUUUACUUCCAAUUCACACACAUUUGCUGGUAGAUUUAUGCGCCACGUCAUAGAUCAAUAGCCGAUAGCCGACUACUGUCAUUAUCACUCUUCGCUAGCAGCUACUGUGAAUGUGAAACGAAGCAAUAUAGCAUAGCAUGAACACAUGACAACAGGCUUCUUUACGCCACUGACGUUAGUUUAACCUGCAGAUGCACAACAGCGAGGCGUUUAAAGCAACCUUUUGAAUGUGACAUUAAUGUACUGCUUGCUCAGGACUAAGGAAGUACCAUUACUUGCUCUUUUUAGCUGUAAUAAGCCACCAAUGUGGCCAUGUUGGAUGGAUUGUACAGUGAGUGACGGGAUACUGCUAAUGUAUACAAAUGUACAGAUGGCAAUUAAAGGCACUAUUUUUAAGAGUGCGCUGUAAACGUGAAUGUAAAUGACAGCGUUGCUAGUAUGCAGGAGUGUUCAUGUUACAUGUCGCUGUAUUAGUCAGUCAGUGUGUAGCUUCUCAACAUAGCGGUGCCAUCUCACUCACCAUGCGUGGUCCCCCAAGUGUGUUUGUGUGUGCCUGUAUAUGUGUGUGUGUGUGUGUCCACUAUUUGACCACCAAGAGACAACAAUAAACAAGCAGACCCGUGCACAGAUGCCAACUACUCACUACUGUAGUACACUAGUACCAGUAAAGUACAAGUGGUGCCUUGAGAUACGAGUUUGAUUUGUUUCGUGACCACGCUCGUAACCCCAAACACUCAAAUAAUCUUUUCCCACUGAAAUAAACUAAAAUAGCACUCUUUAUUAUUUUCAUUAUUAAAUUAAAUUAUUAUUACUAUUUAGAAUAAUACAUGUUAUUUUUUUCUAACGUGUGCAUCUGUGUUUACAGCUACUAAGAUAUCUAACACAGUCACUGUGAUGACAGUAUUAAAAUAUACAGUUUUGGGGGGUGAAUGUGUAAUCAUCAGAUUUAAAAACUACAUAUGUUGAUUUUAGUGCCAAUCUGUUUCCCAAAAUAUAUUAGUGUGUGUGUGGAAAUGGGUGAUUGAGAGACAUUAACUUUGUGCACGUUGUAAGUUGUGGCUUUCCGACGUUUACUUGCAUUAGUUUACAAACACAUCUGCCACAUCCAAUAUGGCAAACACGCGACUACGCGACAAGACGCUCAAUAUUCAAGUCUAUGUAUAAGUCUAUGCUAAAAUUGCGAUCUCCGUUUUCUUUAACGAUAUAGUUUCCAGAUUGUCUUUAUUGUCUUCUCGUCUCACUUAAAUGAAUAACUGACGUGACGUUUAGUUAAUCUUUGAUCAAAUAUUACUGAGCUAAACUGUGACGUUAAGAUAGCUAGCUUACCUGCGUCUGAAAGAUUAAGGCACCCCUCGUCCAAGUGGUGUGUUUUAUCGUUGAGUUGCAAAUCUUACUUGCUGCUUUUGCCUUUCCCCCCCAAUUUCAUCAAAAAGAUAAAUCAAGUCGAGUCUUUCAUAAAUUUAAGCCAAGCAAGUCGCAAGUCAUAAAAUCAGCGACUCGAGUCACGUGGACUCAAGUCGACUCGGUUCUCAAGUCAAAGCAAAGAUUCGUUUGUCAAAAACUAGUCAGGUGGAUCACUCGUAUCUCAAGGCGCCACUGUAUUCAAUAGACGACGUCAUAGUGGUGAGUGAGCAUCAGCGGAUGCGUUGAAUGCUACGUAGAGCCUUAAAUGUCCACUAGAAGGUGACGGAUGUCACUAGCCACUUCAUUAGCGACACCUCAAUGUGAUCCACUACAACAAUGCUCAGUUAUGAUUAAGAACUCUCAGUUCGCCCACUACACUACAACAACAAGCACAUUGUCAAAUGAAUGCCUCUCUUGCACUGGAUUCCCUGCCGGUGUACCUAAUGAAGUGUCCAGAAGUGAUUAGUAGUGUUUGUGGUCACACACUGACUAUAUUUUGUCAUUCACGUUUGCUUGUUUUUUUGGGGGUUUUUUUUGUUUUGUUUUUGGUUUUGUGAUAUUGUCAGUGUAAAUGCCCAUUGUUAUUCUUAUUGUAUCAAUCAAAG
Phycodurus eques (leafy seadragon) is the source of this 9305-nucleotide messenger RNA. It is a transcript of the gene cntnap1, whose product is annotated as contactin associated protein 1. Lineage: Eukaryota; Metazoa; Chordata; Actinopteri; Syngnathiformes; Syngnathidae. The coding region runs from base 704 to 4630 and encodes 1308 amino acids. The transcript has 24 exons. The record is from RefSeq and is a predicted model, not a curated record.